CUGCCUCACUGACUUCACUGAAGGCUGAAAAACUGCACUGUUUUGAUCCAAGCUCAGCCUCUUGCUAGUCAGAAAACAAUUCCAUGAUGGAUAACCAUGAGGAGUGCAGGCCACUCUAUCAGGCGUCUAUCUCUGCACACCCAAUUACAGGCCACACAUUGUGACAGAGGCAUCUUUUAAAUAGGUGCUGCAAACACUAAAUCUCAGGAAGCAUCUUGGACUGUCUUCUCUCAUUCAUUGAAUAUUUAUUCCUGUGGUGCCCAAAGGCCAUAUCCAAGAUCAGGGCUGUACUGUGCUAGGCAGUUUACAAAUACACAGAGUAAGAACCAGUCACUGACCAACGGGAUGAGAGCUUGUUUUCACAAGGGUCCUCUCAGAACCAAAAUGCUGCAAGUACUUUCCCCACUGAACCCUCCUGGGCUGUUUCACCCCUAGAGAGAUGCACCCAAAUGGCUUAGUCCAUGUUGCUUGAGCCCAGCAACAGCAAACCUGAAGCUAAACAAUGUGGCUAAAAUGUUACUUCCUGAAGAAUGGACUGUGGGAAAUUCCCAGAAUCCAAAACUGAUACAUAAGGCCAGACACCCAGCUGCUUAAAGAGGGCAAGACACUCUUGAAGUGGACAUCUCCGCCAACAGAAAUGCUGGAUGCCGAAACAUCAAGAGAAAGCCUGUGAGCUACAUUAUUAAGCCUUUGCUUGCCAUUUUCUGCAAUCCCAGCUCAGAGACCAUUAAAAGAAGCUGAGAGAUAUUGUUGGGAUUUCAAUCUAGACUGUUCGGAGACCCUCAGUUUAGCUGAGGCUUUUGUUCAAUUUUAAUUUCCCAGAAAAGUGUUUCCCAUUAGGACAAAAUAAAUUCAAAGCUUAGGGACAAAGGAAUUGUGUGCAUUAUGUGCACUGAGGUGGAGAGGAAUAUUGUGGGUUCCCAGCUGUCCUUGCAUUCAAUAUGACAUUGCCCAGAGCUAGCACAGACGAUGGGAAAGUGGGACAUUCUCUUGGAAGAGGAGGCUCCAUUACGUUAGCCCAACUAGCAGGCCAGACUCACUGCUGGGUUAAUAGUGCCCAUGUAGAGUAAAUAUUAGAGAUCUCAUGGGUAGGAAAAGUGCCACCCAAACCACUUGUGGUCCCUAAUUGGACCAUUCAGUGUUCCUAAGGCAUAGUAAUAGUGAAGUUUAAGAACAGAGGAGACACCGUCAGCUCUUUGGCUGGGAUAGUCAACCUUAAGACAAGCAGGAAGAAGACCAAGAGGAUGCAGUAUCCAGCCUGUAAAAGAAUUUUCAACUUUCACUUAUCUGCUCCAUCUCAAGGCAAGACUAUUCACCAACUGGGAGAUGUGAGAUCUGGGAAAGUGCUGCGAGGUGGACCACUCCCAGGACCCUACAGGCUGCGGCAGUUCCACUUUCAUUGGGGUUCUUCUGAUGACCAUGGCUCUGAGCACAUUGUAGAUGGAGUGAAAUGUGCAGCAGAGCUUCAUAUGGUACACUGGAAUCCGAAAUAUAGUAAUUUUGCUGGAGCUUUGAAACAACCUGAUGGCGUGGCUGUUGUGGGCAUUUUUCUGAAAGUUGGAAAAACUCCCAAACCAGAGAUGAAGAGAAUUCUUGAAGAAAUAGAUAAUAUUAAGACAAAGGGGAAAGAAGCUCCUUUUCCAAACUUUGAUCCAUCAAUUCUUUUCCCUAAAUCUCGGGACUAUUGGACCUACCAUGGCUCCUUCACUACACCUCCUUGUGAAGAGUGCAUUACCUGGAUUCUUCUGAGGGAGCCUAUUGAAGUCAGCCCAGACCAGAUGGCAAAGCUCCGUAGCCUUUCCAUCAAUGCUGAGACAGAACCUGCUCGUCCCAUGGUGGAUAAUUGGCGCCCUCCUCAGCCUGUGAAAGGAAGGGUGGUGAAAGCCUCUUUCCAAUAAAAUCUGUACUAAAACUGGGUGUCUUCGAGUGAGGAAAUUCCUACAUCUCAAAGCCUAGUUAGCUUUGUGCUCUCUACUGCUCUUCCUCUGGAGGCACAUCUGUUUCUGAUUCUGAAAUGCUGAGUAAUGAAAUGUCGUGGAUCAAUUAAUCUAAUUUUGAGAAGUCAAAAAUUACGUGAGGCAAACUCUAACCUUAACGUGAAAAUGUGGAAUCUGUGUUUGGAUCUCAAUAACAACUGUGUUAGCUUUAGCAGUAAUAUUUUUAUGGAUAUUUCUAAGGGAGAAAAACGGUAUAAUUACCAAUGGCUAGAAAAGGCAUUUUCCCACUAUCCUUAUGUUCUUUAGUGCUCAUCUUUUUCAAGACUAUAGAAGUUUCCAACUAAGAAACAAUGUCAUCUUAAUUUAAAAUGGGCAAUAUGGUCAAAUUCUAUUAUCAGUUGUACUAAUAUAAUCCAGUGGGAACUCCUGUGUGUAACUGAGGGCAGAGUUUUGGCCUUUGUAUUCAUGUAGAACUGUUGAGAGUACAAAGACUCACUAAAUUCCCAUAGAUAAUUAAAGCAAGUUAAGAUUUUAACAAACUGAAAGGUUAAUAUUGUACAGUUUUAUUGUGAAAAUUGAAAUCCAGGUGUUAGAUCAAACUAAGAGUAGAGAAUUUGUAGGCCUUCUUGAUGGACGAAACUGGAUAGAUUCUGUAGAAAGCCCUUUAGCAUCCUAAGUGUUAUUUCACUUCCAUUUUUAAUACUAUAACAUUUUACUUAUAUGUCUCAAGGCCAAAUUUUGUCCUCAUGCACAUAUGCAUUUGAGCCUGAUGUCACUGACAUUUGUGUGCAAGUAUCUGAGACCAGAACUUAAUUGAAUAUCUAAAAGCAAUUGACGGCUGUGUUCUCCUCCUUUGCUGUUGGACUCGUCUUAUGGUAGCAAAAGCAAUGAAACAGGACUGCAUGACUGCAGUUGAAGUAACAGCACCACUUCUGUCUUAGGACAACCAACACUAAUAAAUACUCUUAAAUAAGA
Messenger RNA from Chelonia mydas (Green sea turtle), 2912 nucleotides. RefSeq names its product carbonic anhydrase 3. Gene Ontology annotation, molecular function: zinc ion binding; carbonate dehydratase activity. The record is from RefSeq and is a predicted model, not a curated record. The transcript is spliced from 6 exons. Gene Ontology annotation, cellular component: cytoplasm. NCBI's taxonomy places the organism in Eukaryota, Metazoa, Chordata, Testudines, Cheloniidae. The coding region runs from base 1245 to 1898 and encodes 217 amino acids.